AUGUGUCUCCAGAUCAGCUACACUUUGACGUGCGAACACGUUAAGACGCAAAUGAUCUAUUGCGCCGACGCCAUUCCCGUCGCCUCAUCGUCGUCUUCUUCAUCAAGCAAGAAAGAACACAAGAGCCACAAGAAAGACAGCAGUUCCAGCAAGAAAAAGAAGAGCGCGUCGUCUUCAUCGUCUUCUUCAUCCUCGCAUCGCCAGCCUAGGAUGAUUCCCUGUGACAAUCUCACACAACAGUCUCUACCAUAUCCGACGCCACCUAGUUUUACAUGUGACCCCCAGACGGCGGCUACGUCGCUGCUGGCACCCAAAUGUCCUCUGACGGAUUGUCCUUUUGAGGCCAAAGACCGUUGCUGGAACUGCUGCUGGUGCGGGAAGGGCUGGAAUGAGCGCGGCCGCUGUAGCUGCAUAAUGAUUAUCGAGGGCAACAGAGUUCAGUGCGAGCACAUCUGCUGUUCUGGAUGCGAAGCUGCGAAGCGGUGA
Sporothrix schenckii 1099-18 is the source of this 486-nucleotide messenger RNA. RefSeq lists its product as uncharacterized. The coding region runs from base 1 to 486 and encodes 161 amino acids. The transcript has a single exon. The record is from RefSeq and is a predicted model, not a curated record. Lineage: Eukaryota; Fungi; Ascomycota; Sordariomycetes; Ophiostomatales; Ophiostomataceae.